AUGGUUCGUAGUCGAAGUGCAACUAAUCUGAAUCGAAUAUUUCUUGAUUUAUGUACAAGUCCUGAUAUACGUCGAAAACAUAGUCCUCAUGGAAAUAAUAAUCAAAGACAAUAUCAUCCACCUUUACCAAUUUUAAAACCAAUUAAAUCAAAUUCAUGUUCGAAUAUAGAUGAUGUAUCACAAACAUUGAAUGAAUCAUUAUCAUUUGAUAGUGAUCGAAUGGAACAAAAUAUGACAUUACAUCCACCAAAUCUUCUAUCAACAUCUACAAUAGAACGAUUAUCUAUUGAAUGUAUACGAUCUACGGCUAUGCCAUUAGUACCAAUAGAAUCAACAGGUUUUGUUAUUCAACCAACUUCUUCACUAUCAACUGAUGAUUCAUUAAAAACAUUUGAAACAUUAACAAUAGAUCGUAUAAAAAAAUCAUCAAGCUACGAACCAAUUUCAAACGAUAAUAAAAAUACAAAAUUUUUAUCUAUACCAAUAAAUUCCCCAAGAACAUCACUAGAUUUUUCAACUCUAUCCGAAGAAGAAACUUUAAUUCAAACGAACAAAUAUGAACAUAGUCCUCAGCAAUCACCAUUGGAAGACAUAUCAAUAUUAUCAUACAAUACAUCUCUACUACCAAAAGAUUACCCGAAUGGAAGUAAUGCGUUGAACAAUACAUUAAACUCUCAUCGAAUAACGGCUGAUAUAUUUCCAACUCCAUCUGAUAAUAUUAGUCAAGCAAUUAAAUCUCAUAAAACACGAUCAAUUCUAAGUUCAAUUCGAAAUUUUUCAUUUCCACGACGAAAAAAGUAUUCUAUAAAAGGUAAACAAAAUGACAACGGUGUGAUGUCUUCACCUAAUAGUGUUACACAAACUAACAAUAUAUCACAUAGUGCAUCAGCAGAACCAUUUCUAUAUUCAAAUACAACAGGUCCAAUAGCAUAUCAUCAACAUCAUUCAGUAGGACAAUCAUUUAAAAAUAUAUUUCGAUCAAAGUCAAAAAAGAAACCAAUACAUACAGAUAAUUUUAUUAUUGAUCAUCCUGAUUUAUUAUCACCAUCACCAGUGUCACGAAAGAAACACUCACUUUUUCAACGAUUUACAUCAAAACGAAAAAAACAACAAAUCAAUUCAUCAGCUAAUUCUUUAACUAGUUAUGAUUGUACAAGAACAGAAUCAGUGCAAAAUACACCUAUUCGAGCAAAUGGUGGUCGUCCGGUGACAAAACCACUUGUACAAUGA
This is a messenger RNA of Adineta steineri, 1230 nucleotides long. The record is from the annotation of a GenBank genome assembly. Lineage: Eukaryota; Metazoa; Rotifera; Eurotatoria; Adinetida; Adinetidae.